Mesocestoides corti is the source of this 933-nucleotide messenger RNA. The record is from the annotation of a GenBank genome assembly. Lineage: Eukaryota; Metazoa; Platyhelminthes; Cestoda; Cyclophyllidea; Mesocestoididae.
AUGUUGUAUUUCUUGUUUAGAACCGCUGAUGACCCCGCGGCGUCUUGUCCGGAGUUGAGAAAACGCCUUCAAGAAAACGCCAAAAUCGCCGCUCACAAACUCAACUCGAUUUUGACGAGGUACUCCCGUCUGCAAGACGAUCUGCUUGAACGCGUCACUUCAACUUCCUCCGAACGCCUCGAUGAUAGCAAUCAAGCGUCAGUGAAGAAUGAGGAGGAAGAGGAGGAGGUGGAUGUUAUUGAAGUGGGUGUUUUCGAGGAAGACGACGGUGACGCAAGCAUCGGGAGGUCCGCGAAGGUGGCAGAAGCGAUUCCUCUUCCUACGACUCACCUGGACGCUAACAUCAUCUCCCCGUACUUCACCGAGAAGAACUUGCUCACGUCCGCGUCCACCUCCGCCAGCUCGGGCUCUCCAUCGAAGUCUCAACCGCUGGGUCGUCUGACGUCACCGACACCGCAGGACUCCUCCUCCCCUGCCAACGACACGUCACCUCCUCCCUGCACAUCAGAGACGCGGAUCGAUACGGCGGACGACCGGCCAGAAACCGCCUCGUGUGCUGACGACGCACCAGCUGCUGAAACCGCCGAAGCCGCUGACGCACCCGAGGUCAUUACAAUCAGCGACGACGACAACGACGACGACGAGGAGCCUGAAGUAGUGUCCUAUGAGUGGAACGCGCCACGCUCGCAACAAUUCCCCGCAUUCCACGCUCUUCCCGGGUCGUCGGUGACCAACAGGACGGUCACACGGAAGGCCAGCAGAGUGCGAGGCGGUGGCUACGUCAUCUCGGCGUCGGAGGAGCAGAGCGUUGUCCGCGUCGUUCCCUCGUCCAACGCCAUGGAAGGCGUCACCACGCAGGUCGUGCAGCAACGUCGAGAGCAACAAUUCUACAUACCGCCGUCUUUUAAUCCCUUUCGCGUACACCGGUUUUAA